Messenger RNA from Drosophila takahashii, 1869 nucleotides. It is a transcript of the gene Tasp1, whose product is annotated as Taspase 1. Gene Ontology annotation, molecular function: beta-aspartyl-peptidase activity; asparaginase activity; threonine-type endopeptidase activity. NCBI's taxonomy places the organism in Eukaryota, Metazoa, Arthropoda, Insecta, Diptera, Drosophilidae. The record is from RefSeq and is a predicted model, not a curated record. Gene Ontology annotation, biological process: protein maturation. Gene Ontology annotation, cellular component: cytoplasm.
UGUACUAAGUGCCUUUUCCCCCGUGCGGUAUAUUUGAUCACAGGCCGCACGGUCACUCUGCCGAAUUUGUUUACGCUUGUUGUUACAGCGCACGGAUUGCAGUUGGACGGACGGCGAAACGAGCAACAACAAGGAAGGCGCGAGCAUAAACAGAUACCAACAUGGCCGGCUUCGUGGCGGUGCACACAGGGGCUGGGAACUGCAUCGACGAGUCCAAGUACCAGCGGGUGAUCAAGGAGGCUUGCAUGCGGGCCACGGACAUCCUGCGCAACGGCGGAUCCGCCAUGGACGCCUGCGAGGCGGCCAUCGUGCGGCUGGAGAACUGCGGCUACACGAACGCCGGCUACGGCUCCAAUCUCUGCAUGGAUGGAUCCGUCCAGUGCGACGCAGCCAUUAUGGACGGCUCCACGCUGAACUUUGGCGCCUGCACCAAUGUCAGCCGGGUGAAGAACCCCAUCCAGUUGGCCAGACGCAUCUGCGAUGCCCAGUCCAGUCCACAGCUCCUGGAGCGCAUUCCACCCAUGAUCCUCGCCGGCAGCGGAGCAGAGCGCUAUGCCGACGAGGUGGGCUGCUCCAUGGUGGAGCCCGGCGUGCUGAUCUCAUCGAAGGCCAAGUUCCAGUUCAAUCACUACAAGAACAAAUACGACCUGGUGGUCAGCAGCCGGCUGGGCAGCAAGGCGGCCUCCGAGGAGCCGGUGCCGGCGGUUCCAGAGCCUGGGAACGAGGUGGAACUCGGCGCCGCCCUGGACACCGUGGGUGCGGUGUGUGUGGAUGGGGCGGGCAACACGGCAGCUGGCUGCAGCUCUGGCGGAAUACUCCUCAAGGUUCCGGGGCGAGUGGGUCAGGCGGCAACCUAUGGAGCCGGCUGCUGGGCCACCGAUACGGAUGAACUGGCCAUAGCCACCUGCACAACCGGAAACGGUGAGUACCUGAUGAAGACGCUGCUGGCCCGGGAGAUUUGCGAUGGAGCCUUCAGCAGCGACUGCGCGGUCACGAGUCUGCACAAGACAUUCAAGUUGAAGUUCCUGGACUCUCCGCUGCUGCCGCGUCAGCAGGAUCUCUACGCCGGAGCCCUGACCCUGCUCUACUAUCCCGGCCAGAGCAGCGGCGAGGUGAUGUGGAGCCACACGACGCAGUCGUUCUGUGUCGGCUACAUGGCAACCAACCAGAGGGUGCCAAAGUUUGUGCAUUCACCGCUGCCCACGUACAGCGUCCCGGGACGAUCGUGCGUCGUCAAUGGCCAUAAUUUCCAUUUGCGCAUUUAAAUGUGGGCUGGCCAACUAGCUCCUCGUCCUGCUCUGCAAUCUGCAUCUGCAAUUCAUUUGAUUUAAUGUUUAAUUGCCGCGACAAUCGCUGCCAAUGACAUAUGGCAGAAGAAGGAGAAGCUGGGGGCAGAAUUAUGUAUAUGCUGAUAUUCUCUCGGCGAAAUAUUAAGAUAAUUAAGCGAAAAACUUUUAUUGUAAAUUCUCGUAGAUCGUAAUGUGUGUGCAGUACUCUAGUAGUAGGCAAUGAAAUAGGAUUUCGAAUAUUGUUCUCCUCGUCGAACCGGGUGCGCUAGAUAAAUCAGACGGCGGCAGGCGAGUCGGUUCGGAAUAUCAUAUUCGAGUGGGCAUAUGUUUGUAUCCGUUUGUAUAUUUAGACGCGCCGACUUGUGUGCGCAUCUGUGUGUUUAUGUCCAAGUGUUUACGGCCAUCAAUGUACAGAACUAAACCCAUUAAUUUCAGCUAAACAGAAGCCACAGCAUGCACACACAAUAUCAAGGUCCAUGGUAUCGCGAGUUGUCCUCAUAGUUGUGGAAAUGCUUUUACUUUUAGCGUAAACCGAUUUGUACAUAUAAUACACAUAUGACGCGAGCUGUUUCAAACGCAA